AUGAUACAACAAAAGAUCAGCGACCACACUCGCUCUAAUAACGAUGCUUAUCUUUAUCUUCACUGUUGGGAAUUGGAACUUGUAAGGUGCCAACACUGUUUCAUUGAAAUAGCGACAAAACAAAGGCACUCUCAAAAGAAUUCUGGGUCUCGAAGUUACUUCAGAGUGACUACGAUGUGGGAUUUCAAUGGCUCAAAGGUCUAUGACGAGCAUUACAUGGACGUAUCUUUGUCUCCUCCUGAAUUGCCGCCCGACAAGUCUUGUCGCAAAAGAAAAAAUCCAACCAAACGCGAUAAAGACGCCAUUCCCGUUUUCCUUUGGAUGGCGAAUAAUUAUUUCACAGUACAAGGCUCUGACCAGAAAAACACCGCAACGAAGAAAGCAAAGAAGAAAACAUCCAGAAAUAGACUUGACUGGGUAUACUGUUUUCAGAACGAUACGUUCGUGAAGUGUGGGAAGGAAGACAUCAAUGAUAGAGGAAGGAUGCUCUAUGAAAUUCUCGAUACAAAAUUUAAAGACGAAAGUGUGAAGAAAGUGAUAUUGUAUAAUGACUUGGGACCACUUACAGCACAGAUACAUAUUGUCAAGACACACAAUUGCUUCCUCUUUUCUGAA
This is a messenger RNA of Entamoeba invadens IP1, 615 nucleotides long. RefSeq lists its product as hypothetical. The annotation marks the transcript as partial. The record is from RefSeq and is a predicted model, not a curated record. The transcript has a single exon. Lineage: Eukaryota; Evosea; Mastigamoebida; Endamoebidae.